Ostertagia ostertagi is the source of this 2478-nucleotide messenger RNA. The record is from the annotation of a GenBank genome assembly. NCBI's taxonomy places the organism in Eukaryota, Metazoa, Nematoda, Chromadorea, Rhabditida, Trichostrongylidae.
CAUUCGUUGGAGUCCAUCCAUUGUACACACGAGAAAACCUAUAGCUUUGAGAAAUGGACCGUAGUCCCCUCGACUGUUACGUGUGUGGAAGGAGCUGUCUUCUCCGUAUUCGCCUGUCUACAUUCUUAUGCUCAGCAAUGUUCACCUUGGGGGUUGUGUUGCUCAACGGCAAGCACGAGCUCGUCCAGCUCAUUAGCUCCGGACACUCCAGACCAUCUCGCUGAAUUUCUUAUCGAUACGUCACAUGAAACAGCUGAAGUGUGUGCCAACUGCGAUCAGGCCCGAAUGUUUUCCGCGCACCGGUCGUCGGUUGCGAGAGUCACGCAGCGCGUACGCGGUCGCGUUUCUUGUGCGCAGCAUUCUGAGCCUUAUAUUCUCUACUGCACGGAAAACAAAAGUCUGGCAUGCAUUCAGUGUUUCAACGAACGCCCAGCGGAAGACAGGCAUUACUUCGUUUCGAUCGAUGCUGGCUACAAGUCAUGCACAGAGAAGAUCGAGAAAUGGGCUAUGAAGCUUCGAUUAUACCAAAGGAAAAAACGAGAAGAAAUGCGAAGUAAGACAGGCGAAUACGAGCUGAACACAAUAACUAAUUUACAGACGGCCCCAAGUAGAGCAAGCACCGCGCAUCAGUAUGCUCAUCGUAUCACAAGCCUAUUCCAACUAUGUCAACAAAUUCAUGACACGGUACUGUCGACACGUGAUCGUUUGGCCCUCGAAUUGGAGCAGACCCAGGAGGAAGCUGAGCGAACCUGUCGCCAACAAAUCAAGGAAAUCACUUCAAUUAUGGGGCCUAUACGACUUUGUCUGCUGUCAGCACAGAUUCUCUGCUCUUCGGCAUCACCUAUAGACACAUUGCAACUUUCCAGCGAGCUCCAUAAAAGGGUCCAGUCUAUUACAUCACGAUCAAUUGACAAGCUGUCAUCAGUCCGUUCGAUUGACCCGAUAGAAGCUCGCACGGAAAUUGCUAAGGCUCUGGAGCCAUUUCUUGGCUUGUCAGCUGCAUGGUGCCCGAUUGCCGUCGCCCGUGAAGGCUCGCAAGAGGGCAGUGGAAGCAUGAAGUCCUUCAAAACACGUUCCGGGUCGCACUCAAUGCCAACGAUGUUAACCAAAUUCCAAACAAUGAUCGAUCUUUCUGGAGCGUUCGGAUCGAUAUUCGCAAGAGUUGAAGAACCUUUAAAACAAUUGUCGUCGCUGAGUCAACUGGGUGACAGGGUACAAGAGGCACAAAGGGAUCUUACAAUGAGACGCUUUGCGCUGAUUACGAACUCCACUGGACUACAUCAGCUUUUGAAUGAUCUGCAGCCUGAAUUACAACAGAUGUGGCAAGAGCAGCUGGACAGGGUCAGAAGGCAGCAGAUCAUUUACAGAGAAAAGAUCGAGGAAUGCUUGUCGAUGCGAGAAACAGCCCGCCAUGUUCUCACGGCCGCCAAGCAAUUGCUACCGUAUGCAGCUUGCAUUGAGAGUAUGAGUGCGCUGAUCGAUCCAAAGCGCUGCCAUCCACCAGAUCCGGCUCCUAUGGAAAGUAUUUGCAUGCAAAUUACUGGUAUUGAACCGAAUAGUGAGAGCAGAAUACAGGCGAUUGAGAAGGAGGAGCAGAAUCGAAGAGCUGUACAAGAGGCGAAAAAGCGUGAGGAGCUAGCUGAGCGAGGAACAUCCGUGAAAAGUCUGAAACAUGGAAAAGCAAAGCGGAAGGACACUAAUAGAUCGAGGAAUGCUUGUCGAUGCGAGAAACAGCCCGCCAUGUUCUCACGGCCGCCAAGCAAUUGCUACCGUAUGCAGCUUGCAUUGAGAGAGCGCUGCAGUUCUUCACUGAUGGUCAGCACGCCAUCCAUUCAGCCGGCGCCAUUACCAUCCCUAGAGCAACUUCUCGGCCGAAUACCGCUGGCUAGCCGGGUCACCGUUGAUGUUGGUGAGGAUACCCUGGUUCACAUACCUGCUCCCUCUUCCUCCUUCCGAAAUUUUUCAUUUUUAGGAGUGUCACACCAGUCAAUGCUCCAGUCCCUUCACGAUGUGUUCGCCAGUCAAAAGUCAGACAGUGAGACGCCAAUUUGUGAAGAACCGAAUGUGCUGGCAAGCGUCGUGAAAAUCGCACAAAAGAAACAAGGUGUACCGAGUCUUGUUGCUGGUAAACACAAAUCGAGAACGAAGUCCAGGCGGAACAGAUUCGACCAUCAUCAAUCCCCUGUUGUACGGGAGGAAACGGUGUCCGACAUGGAAUCCGAAUCAACCGUGUGGCGUGAGAAUUUCGAGCUGAUUGGCGAAGACAAAUUGGAAACCGCUGAUUUAUUCAUCGAGGAGGAGGGGUCCAAAAUAUCGAAAAAUUCACUUGAAGGAAAUGUUGAGAGCGUUACCAAAAGUUUAUCCAUUCGGGUAUUCAACGAAAGUGAAAUGGCGCUGAAGAAACUGGGAUCGUUUGAGGCCAAGGAGAAAGUGCUGCGCUCGUUGAGGGAAAAAAUUCGGAAAUCUGAGGAAAGCUGA